CGUCAACUUUUUUUACUUUUCACAAAGUGCACUGUCUGUAUUUGUACCAGACUUUGAAGGCAUGCACUCAUUCUUUUGUUUUGGCACAUGCGUAGCACCGUGACUUGGUGACACCGUCCGUUUUUCUUUCAAGUACAGUACGGUGUUCCGAGGUUGAUUCUACGCGGUGCCUAUACUAUCGCCUGUACAUUUACAUGUGCCCCGUAGCCCCCCACGUUCACGCUGAGCAGGACAACAAAUCGCAAGGUCUUGUCGCUCUGCCGCAACGAGCACUUGUGAACAUCGUAGAUCUACUCACCUCAGCUGAUGCCCCGGCCACACUGCGCUCACACCUCACCAGAUCAAAGGAGGUGCAUCAACGGGUAGUGUGUUUGCACUCAGUCUUGGACCUGCACUCUGCAGGCAGUUCCUCUAGGCUCUACCACCCUUGUCUCACACGCCAAUCGCUGGAUGCAGCGCAGGGCGGAUAGAGAAGAGCUCGACCGAUUGAGACGUCUCUGCUGGGAUACGCAGUCUUUGGUGUCACCUAACUACUUCUGCAGCUGCAGGAAGACACGCCGAGUGUAAUCUAGACGGUCCGGAAACUGCUGCCCUUUGCGAGCGGACACAAAAUUAAUAAUAAUUACAUCAGAUGUGAUUAGAUUCAGCGCAUAUUUGCCAAUGUGGCUAGCGGUGAGGUUCAGUCAGAGAUUUCUUGGAGAGCCAAACUCCCUGUGUAUUUCCUCUCCUGGAAUCUAGAUUUAUUGAGAUGAUCGCGCGUGAGUUGUGGAGAUGUUCGUCUUGCUGGAUUCUGCUCAUCAUGAGCAGUGUGUUGUGCCGUUCUGCUGUUGGAGCUUCGUGUGUAACGCGUCUGGAGAACGCCACGGCCAUUAGCCAAUGCGCAACGUUAUGUUCGGAUCAGCUGACUAACUCCAGCGCAACGACCAGUAUCACAUUGCUUGUGCAGCGUCAAAGACUAUCCGGUCAAUGCGCCGAGCACUGCAGACUAGCGUACACGCGGGGAAUGUGCCACUGCCGUGACGGAUGUCUCGACUCACUACCCUGCCUCACAGCAUGUGGACUAACAGGCUCCUAUAAUGGCAUCGCUAGCAAUGCGACCGCUCUCAAGAUGUGCGUGCGUACGAUGGUGCAGCCGGACCUCACGCUGCGGACAAACAUCUACUGGAUGCCGCUGGAGUCCGAUCUGCGUCUUAUGGGCAUGAUUACAAACAGCAGUGUUUAUUACCAUGCGCCUGAGCUGCAUAAGAGCGAGUCCGAGAAGGAAUACAGUAUAUCUGGGAUCGCGCUGUUUCAUUAUUAUAACAUCUCGUCCCCGCUGUCAUUCCCUCUGCUGAAGACCAUCAGGAACGGCAGCAGUGCGGGGCAGAGCGUGGCUCCGUACAACGUGGGCGUCCGUGUGGCGGACGUUACGUAUUACAUGCCAGGCGCUAAGCCAAUCGCGCAACAGCGACUUGACAAUAACAGAGUGGGUGGUCGUACCGGUGACUACGUUUUGUUCUCGACUCCAGAGUGUAAUCAGGUCAAAGAUCACUUCUCCAAGUGUGCGGAUCCGCAGUAUGCUGAUGUCUCGUCACCAACCCAAUACUACGAUCCCAUCAACGUGAGCGGUUUCAACGCCAAGUCAAACACAAUGGCCAACCCGGUGAGGGCUGCACAGCAAGAUGCUCCCGUCGAGCAGUCGUACCAGCUGGCGCUGGCGCUGCGUUGGACGUACCAGCUGUUUGAGCACGUGCCCCGCGAUAGUGCCGCCCCGGGUGUCAUUGCCCACGCGUACGACAGCUGCACGCCGCACUCCUGCUGGUGCUGGGAGAGCUGUGAUAUCCGACAUGUCGUGUCCGCCGUGCUUAUCAUCACAACACAACGGAACACGACUGUGCGCAGGACGCAAGACUUUGAAACAGUGGAAGAGAACCCGGAAUAUGUGCACUGUCCCCAUUUUGAGGCCGGCAAAGAUAUAUCGCUGAGCAUUGGGGCAGAUCGGCUGUAUGAUGGUGCUGGCCUGUCCAAGUACCCUGCCAAUGAAAACGUGACAAUACUGGUUACGGUCACCAUCCGAUCAUACUAUAAGGUGGAUGUGCACUUUGGCCCAUUGCGUAAUGCCUCUGUGUUUAACUACACGUUGGAGAAUGUGCUACUUACCUUGUCGGGUGGCGUGGAUGGUGCGAAUACUCCGACUCCACUUGCUUCACGGACGGUAUCGAGCAGCACGUCACCGUCGUUCUCAUCUACCAUAGGGGAGAAGGCAAGCAACGGCAGCAUGUUGGCAGUGACAAUCCCAGUGGCAUUGAUCAGCAGCGUACUGGUACUGCUUAUCCUCAUCGGCAUAUUCACUCGGGCAUGGAAGUAUCAGAAAUGGAGGCCGCAGUGUGUAGCGCGUAACAACACGUUGGAGAAACUGCAGAAGAUCCGUGUGACCAGCACGUUCCAGAACUCCACCAACAUGUCGUACCAGAGUGCUACACGCUGCAGUGCCAUGGCGCAGGACUGGCCGACAGUACCGCGCAGCAAUAUCAAUCUGGAAAUACAACUUGGUAGUGGUCAGUUUGGUGAGGUCUACAGGGCCACCGUACAUCAUCUGAAUAGCCGCGAGGCGUCAACACAAGUCGCCAUAAAGGUGUUGAAGGAGGGAUCUUCAGAGAAGGAUGAACAUGACUUUCUGCGUGAGGCCAGUCACCUGAAGAGUUUCCGCCACCCGAAUGUCAUUCGGCUGCUGGGUGUGUGUCUGGACGAGGAUCCGAAGAUGAUUUUACUGGAACUGAUGGACGGCGGUGACCUGCUGUCCUAUUUGCAAUCAAACAAGCCUGGAGCUGCGCGACCAGCCUGGGAUGAUGCAGAGUACAUAGACAUUGCACUGGAUAUCACGGCCGGUCUCAGAUACCUGGAAACGGAGAAAUACGUGCACAGGGACGUGGCAGCAAGAAACUGCCUGGUUUCGUUCAACCCCGAGAACAGCAGUCUCGCUGUCAAGCCAUCCAGCAGUGGGAGGAUUGUCAAAAUAGCAGAUUUUGGACUUGCCCGAGAUAUUGACCGGCGUGACUACUAUCGCAUCAUGGAUGACAAAGCAUUGGUACCGGUACGCUGGAUGGCACCGGAGUCUCUACAGGACAAGCUGUUCACAGGAAAGUCGGAUGUCUGGGCGUUUGGUAUACUGCUGUGGGAGAUAUUCACCUACGGGCAGACGCCGUACGGUGAACACACCAGUGUGUUUGACGUCUACAAGUUUGUGACAAUGGGUGGCGUCCUGGAUCAGCCGCAGUUCUGUCCAACAGCAAUGUACAAGCUUAUGAAGCAGACCUGGGGACGGCUGGCCAGGGAUCGGCCGACGUUCCGGCAGCUGCACGACCACCUGUCCACGUUUCAGAAGAGCCUGAACCGGCGGAAAACCCUACUGACGACGUUGGCGUCGUUCGCUAGCGUCAGUGGCAUCACCGAUGUGGAACGGUCUCAGCUGCCGCACAUCCCGUCGUCGCAGCGCGUCAAGGUGGCACCGCGCGCCAGCUCGGCGGAGGGCAGCGUCUUCGACAACGACAGCGAUCUGAGCGACAGCUGCUUCGACUACUCGCCGUACGCGUCCGACUUUGACAACGCGUUUGAGACGCCGACGGACUCGCCCACAGCCUCUCGCCGACUGACUCCGUCCGCUCACAGACCGAGUCCGCUACUCAACGGUGGUAAUACACUGGUUCCGCCGUCGCGUGGAGCAAGUCACUACCAGCAACAACGUCGGCGGCGGAAAUCACGCUCUCACUCGGCGAGCCGUGAGGACGUGACGGGAAAGGGCGCUGGCUCUCCGGCUGUGAAGUCCAUGGGGCUGGUUCCUGUGAAGGCUAACGGCACGGCAGCAUCAAGACGAGGUUACGGAUAUGUUGCACAGCGUGAUAUGGCAAACGCUUCGGCUGCCACCCAGGAACAGCCUGACGGACCGGCAAUUCUCGUCACGGAGUGCACCCCGCGGAAGCCGCUGUCACCGAUUGUCAGUGCAAGCUCGGCACCGGGGGACGAACCCAGCACUGACAGCACCGCAUUCACCGACGUCGACCGACCCCAACUUGAGCGCAUUCCAUCCGCAGAGUGUGUCGUGCUGCCAACGCGGGCUUCCCUGAGCGAAGGAAAUGUUUUCGACGACGAAAGCGAGCUCAGUGAUAGCUGCUUCGACUAUUCGCCGCAAACCUCUGACGUGGACAAUGCGUUUGAGUCAGCGGCAGAUUCCCCAACUGCAGCUCGUCGUUCGGCACCUGCCGAAUACAAACCGAGUCCUCUGCUCAACAGGAAUAACAAUCUAGUGCCCAACGGGGUGCAACAUCAGAAUCGCCGACAACGACGACGUUCCAGCUCAAACUCUGCUAGCCGUGAGGGUGCCGUGAGUAACGGCAAUGGCCCUCUGCCCGUCAAGUCCAUGAGAUCGUUUCCUUUGAAGGCGAACAGUUCGGGCUCGUCGGGACGAGGCUACGGUUACGUCAGCAAGGCCUCGUUCGCGAACGGGUAUGCACCGCAGGGCAGCGUGGCGCAGGAUUUGUCUGCUGCACGGCGAGAACACAGCGGUCCGCCGAUGCUCGUGAGCGAGUACUCGGCGCGCAAGCCACUGUCACCGAUUGUCAGCGCCAGCUCUGUGCCGGAUGAGUCAUGCACUGGUGUGCCCGCUGUGGGUAGGAGAACAAGUCGGGCCGAUUCCAGUGGCAGCUGUGUGAGAUCCAUCUGCACGGAAACUAGCUUGUAGCCGCGUCCGUCUCCGUAUCUAUACACGUGACUACGGUGGCACAAGAUGGCUGCUGCCUAGGCGGCUGCAAUGCCCUGCAUGGUGAAUAGCAGCAGCGUGUGACUUCCCUGUCGAGAUCCAGUCUGACCUCGUCCGGCCUGUAUAAACGGUACCUGUGUAUGCUGUGUUGUUGGUUGUAAUCUGAUAGGAGCUGAGUGUGACUUCCACGUCAACAAGGGAUCGUGUGUGACCUCGUACAGCCUGUAUAUAUAUAUAUAUAUAUAUAUAUAUACUGCACAACAGUACCUAGAUGUCACCCUGUGUUGUUGGCCGUAAUCGAAUGAAAGCUGUGUAUGACUACCCUGGUCGAGAUCCAGUCUGACGUUGUCUAGCUUGUACAAUAUGCUGUAGUACGGCAGUACGUACGUGUGCUGUGUUGUUGCCUGUAAUCUCUGUAAUCUCUGUAAUCUCUGUACAUAAAGACUGUGUGCUGUGUUGUUGCCUGUAAUCUCUGUACAUAAAGACUUCACGUAAAAUGUAAAACACUGUCUCUGCACUUACACUGCCGGAUAUCCGGUAGGUGGAGACCAUUUUCUUUUGUAACUAAAACCCAGCUCUGCUUUCUAUACGCCGCAUGUAGAGUUCCUGUAAUUUCAGCCUGCCUUAUUUUGAGAUGAUAGCGAGGACAAUUCCCUUGAUGCCGCCGCCGGACCAAUUCUUUGAAAACUUGAAAUCACGAUCACUAAACACACGGAUACAGCAUCAUGUCAUCAAUACCAUCACCUGAUACUUUUUUUGUUUUGUUUAAACCCAUCAUAAAAAUACAGUACAUGUAACAGGUCUAAGGACUAACACACAACAAGCAAUUCCAAGUUUAAGGUUACUACAGUAUUUCGUCAAAUGUAGCUGUGUCGCUCUGAUAACUUUCGCAUUUCCACUGUCAUCCGACCUCAAUUUCAUGUACUAAUACUAAUUAAUUCGCUCUUCCAUAUUUCGUGGCAUGCACCGAUGUGUUGUUCUACACAACUGACUUCAA
Messenger RNA from Sycon ciliatum, 5732 nucleotides. RefSeq lists its product as uncharacterized. Lineage: Eukaryota; Metazoa; Porifera; Calcarea; Leucosolenida; Sycettidae. The record is from RefSeq and is a predicted model, not a curated record. Gene Ontology annotation, cellular component: plasma membrane; signaling receptor complex. The transcript is spliced from 24 exons. Bases 749 to 4717 code for a protein of 1322 amino acids. Gene Ontology annotation, biological process: multicellular organism development; cell surface receptor protein tyrosine kinase signaling pathway; positive regulation of kinase activity. Gene Ontology annotation, molecular function: ATP binding; transmembrane receptor protein tyrosine kinase activity.